This is a messenger RNA of Arctia plantaginis, 537 nucleotides long. The record is from the annotation of a GenBank genome assembly. Lineage: Eukaryota; Metazoa; Arthropoda; Insecta; Lepidoptera; Erebidae.
AUGGAACCAUCAGUGCCUCUGUAUGAACUGGAAUCUGUGGCGUGUUCAGCGCAGCACAGCGGCGCUUUAGCAGCGCUGCGACUGCUUCGGAGCUACAACCAUUUUCUUGUACCACCGGAUGUACACAAUGUAGUGGGUCCACUCCUCGCAGCGCUACCUCCUCAGCCGCACUGUUUACCACCAUACUGCCAUCACAUACCACCAAGGACAACUCUUCUACCAUCACCAGUAAGCGAGGUGGAAAUCAGGAGACGAGGUGAAAAGCGCCCCAUUCCUGCAGAAUUGAAAGAUGAAAAAUACUUCGAACGACGCCGUAGGAACAACCAAGCAGCCAAGAAGUCCAGGGAUGCGAGGAGGAUCAGGGAAGAUCAGGUGUGGAGCACUAAAAUAAUUGCCUGGCGGGCCUGUAUCCUGGAGCAGGAGAACGCAUCUCUUCGGGCUCAUGUCUCAGCGCUCCAACAAGAGGCUUUAACUCUUCGAUCAUUGCUGGCCUCCAGAGAUGAGACUCCAGAUCCAUCGUCGACCACACCAGAUUAA